Molecule: messenger RNA, 2224 nt
Organism: Tuber aestivum (summer truffle)
Lineage: Eukaryota; Fungi; Ascomycota; Pezizomycetes; Pezizales; Tuberaceae
Source: the annotation of a GenBank genome assembly
AAUACAGAAACCGCAGAAACAUCAACCGAAAAGGAGGAGCACCUGCCGGAGUCUACCUUUUUUUCUUCUCUCUCCCCUUGAGCUAUAACUAGUUACUGGUGUCCCCUGUACCUUGAACCGCAAAGUGGCCGGAAUGGAGGAUAGGAAGGGAAGCAAGUCUCACUUGGUUUUUGCGGUCGCAUCGGUGGUAGGGGCGAUCAGUUUUGUGGUGACGGCUCUCAGGGCAUUCACCCGAGUGAAGAUUGUGGGGGCCUGGGGAGCGGACGAUGGUAAUCCCUAAUAUUUCCGCCAGAGUAAAUGAUGUGAUGGCUGACGAUCCAACUUUGGCAUAUAACAGUCCUGAUUGUUAUCGCGCAGGUUUGUGCUUGCUCGCUUGACAUCCGGCAGCCUACGCCUGAGAAGGAGUGGUUACUAAUACAGUUUUGCGUGGACCAGUUCUUCGGGAUUACCUUUCUCGUCGCCAUCCUCGUCGGUAAAUUCACCUCUGCCCCGUCCUCUCCAUCAGAAAAUACCUAACUGCAUCACGAAAACUCUUGUAGGAGCCUCCAAUGGCGCGGGGUCCCAUAUAGAAACAGUAUCACCUGCUGAAUUCGUCACAUUUCUGAAGGUACUAGGUCCCCCAUCACCAUAUCGAGGUGUGCGGCCUAACCUCUCUGCAGGCAACUUGGGUCACCAGUGUCACUUACAACUGGCAAUCGAUAUUCUCUAAAAUCUCUGUCCUUACUUUCUAUAGGAGGGUGAUGGGCCAUCAUCACUGGUUCAAGUUGACGACAACUGCCAUGAUGGUGUUCGUUGUCCUGACACACGGCGCAACAGUAUUGAUUGUCCUCGCCCAUUGUCAGCCCGUUAGCUAUUUUUGGGAUAGGUCCAUUCCUGGUGGGCGUUGCUGGGACAUUACCAUUGUCUAUUACUUUAAUUCAGCGUCGAGUAUUUUCACUGAUGUGGUGGUGACCAUUUUACCCUUACCACUGAUGUUACGGCUGUGAGUGAUCUGGUAUGAGCACCCGGUAUUUUCUCCUGUUACUAACACGCAUACAGUGAGCUCCCAAAGCGACAAAAAUUUGGUCUUUGUGCGAUAUUUAGCCUUGGGGGCUUGUAGGUCCUCCGACAGCAUCCUCUUUCACGGAGAAGCUAACCUUGCGCUUUAGUGUAUGCGCCACUGGCGUUGUUCGUCUGAUUGAGCUUCCAAACCCCUUUGCUAGCAAAGACAUAACAUGUGCGUGCCUUCUUCUUCCGGCUUUCGCUCGAAUACAAAAGGAUGGCUGACUGCAUAUUUAGGGGAUACCGCGAGUACAAUGCUUUGGUACUAUGCCGAGGCUUCCUUCAUUAUAAUAGCAGCGUGCGCUCCCGCGCUCAAGCCCUUCUUCCGCCUUUACAUACCUGUUAUUAUCGGUAGUACUAAAGCUACUCAUAAGCACUCGCCCUCCUACCAGAUUGGACAAAGUUACGAUAUGCCGCGGUUCCAGAGAUCCGCUAACGCGACCACGGGGCCAAGGGCCAAAUAUGGCGAGGGGGAUAGUGAAGAACAUAUUAUUGGGGGGGAAUCGGGUAUUAUGAAAACCACCGACGUAGUAUUGACUGUCGAGCAACUUACACAUGUCGGGGGAAGUGGAGAACAGGGAAGAGAAACGCCUGAAUAAAGUUUCACGCAUUUGGGUGCGUGACUUUCCGGUAUCAUGACUCAUGAUCUUUUUCCCUUAUAUCCGGUAUUCUGUAUGGUGUGCGAGUGAGGGGUGUUGGCAGAUAUCCCUCCUUAGUCGGGUAGAUAUCAUUAAAUUUUUAUCGCAGAAAGAGCAAGAGAAGCUGGUUGCUCAUCUAAGGAGACGCGUGCGCUGCUCCUUUUCUAAUUAAUUAAUUAUGGGAAGCGUGUACGGGUAUCCUAUAUGAAGGAACUUGAACCUAGGGUGCGUCUUUUGAGAGUCUGAAUUUGGCAAGAGCGAUCAAAUAUGGAUAGACAACCCGCUAUUCCUAGUAUUUUGUACCAGGACCCCAUACGCUUAGUCUCUAUAGGCAGGGGACUUAUAUAUGCAUCAGAUUGUGUUAGCUAUACCGAACAUCUGGCCAAGGAGGUAGUGCGGUAGCUAGUUGGGGUUCAUGAAGGAAAUAGGGGAACCGAGUGACCAAUCAUGAUGGUCACGGUAACUCGAUGGUGACACGGAUAUUUGUCUCCCCGCAGUUCGUCCGACAUUGACCCUUGGUGUGGGCCCAAGGGGCGCGCUUACCA